GGAGCUUCAGGGGCUCUGUCCUGUAGUUUGGCUCAUGCGGCUGUUCCCAGGCUGGGUAUAGGAUCUCUGAUGUCCCUGUUAACCAAAAAAUCUGGUGUUGCCCAGGGCUUGUGCAUUUGGAGUCCAGUGUGGAAAACUGGGGUCCUGGAGGGUCCAUGGAGCUUUGCAGGUUCUGCUUGACCUUCCCAAGCAACCAGAUUGGUUUGCAACGUCAGUCCACCAACAUUCUGAGUAUCCUGAAAAGCUGGGAAUUGCCUCUAUUUGCAAGAUUUAUUUUUCCCCCUAAAAAAAAAAAACCCACAAAAACAAAAAACCCCCACAAACCACUAAAACCCCCUUUUUUCCUCUUGCUCCUGCAUUCCCCUUCCACCAGGUUUCCCCAGGGACAGUGGGAUUGCUCUGCAGCUUGGGGUUUUGCUCUGAAGGAGUUGUCACAAGAGCAUGGUUACUCCAGAGGAGGGCUGGAAGCUGGGAAUGCUGGGGCAGUGGGUGGGACAGACCCCAAGCAGCAGAGAACAGCAGGAAACUCAGUCUUGCACCUGUCCUGACGUGAGCCAAAGCCUGGAAUCAGUGCUCUGGAGCAGGCUGGGCUGAAACUGGUGGUGGCCCUGAUGAAUCUGUUGUCCCCCAGGAACAGUUUUUGGCAGGAACACAGUUAGGAGAGGCAAACCCAUUCUGCUGGGCGGCUCUGAUGGUGUUUAUUUAACCUCACCUUAUCAGGGAUGGUUUCCCCACACCUGACUAAGCACUGGCACCAGUGGGAUUAGUACUCAGCACACCCAUCCUCCCGCUCACAGGGCAUUGUCUCCUUCCCCUGGUACCUCUGUGGAGACUCUCAGCCCGCCUCAUGCCAGCUGGAGCUGGGGGCAGCAUGUCUGGUGCCAGUCACAGCGUCUUGGUGCCUCAGUUUCCCCUCAGUUUGACAGGACAAAAGGAAGCAGCCUCAAGUUGUACGAGGGAAGGUUGAGGUUGGAUAUUAGGGGAGAAUUCUUCACUGAAAGGAUUGUCCAGCCCUGGCACAGGCUGCCCAGGGAAGCUGCGGAGUCCAGAUCCCUGAAGGGAUUUAACAGAAGUGGAUGUGGCACUUGGGGACAUGGGUUAGUGGUGGCUUUGGCAGUCCUGGGGUAACAGCUGGACUUUCAUCAUCUCAGGAGCUUUUCCAGCCUGAACUGUUCCAUGAUCCUGAUUCCCCAUCAGUGGAAGCAGGAGGGGGAUACAUUAUCCAGUGGUGGCACAGCAAGGAUUAAGCACAGCGCCCCAAGGAUUCUUUCACAGCAAAACACGAGGAGCCUCUUGCAGGAAUGAUUAAAUUCCCCUUCCAAGGUUACACUGAGACGUCACUGUAAAGCCACAGCUGGGCUGGGACCCCUGGUUAGGAGAUUCCAGCCGGCUGGAAAUCCUGUGUGUGCCAUGGAUUCACCUCGCCAGGCUCUGUUGCUGUCCCCUGCCAGGGAGUCUCUCGCACUUCUUUCUCUCAAACCCUGAGUCAGCCCAGAACCAAGGAGCCAGCUGAGCGGCAGGAGCCCGAGCCUGCGUCACCUUCGUGCUUCCCAGGUGACUCGAGGCAGGAGCAUCCCAUGGGAGCCGUUGGAUGAGGGCAUUCCUGAUUUGCCCCGGCUCCGUUGCGGUGCCGUGUCCCGCUGCCCGCCGCGUGUGGCUGCCCCGACAGCUGCUCUGGUCACUCGGUGCCAUCCCACACCCCUUCCCUGCUCAGCAGAGGGUGCCAGGCUGCACCUUCCGCUUCCACGGGGAUUUCAAUUGUACCGUUACGUCCCCCUCUGUGGAAGCAGCUCGCCCAGUUCACCCAGUAACUUCCAGACCUGAAGAGUGUGGGGCAGAAAGGACCUGAAUGCCGUGCUUGGAGCAGGGGGAAGCCCUGGAAGUAAGGGCUCAUUUCUGGAUUAACUGUGUCGAUGAUUUUGGAGGAGAUUGGGUGAAAAUGGUGACGUUUAGCGGCAUUUUGUGCCCAGGGAGGGGUUAGUGGGACCCCCGGGAGGCCGUGUGUUUGCCGGUGAUUGCAACCACCGUGCUGCUCCUGCCGAAUCCCCGCAUCUCGCUGUUUUCCCACGGAGGUGAUAAACCACGGCUCGGGAGUGUUGUCACCGCAGCUCGGGUGUCCUGGUGUGUCACACGCGUCCGGGAGCGGAGCAACAUCGCCGCCGGGUUUCAUCAGGCGCUGCCAGCCUGACGCAAGGCGUGUGCGGGACAUGUCCCCGUGCCCGUGCCGGGUGUCCGCCUGAGUCACCCCUUCCGCUGACGCUGACCGGGACCGUCCGUGGCUCCGGUGACUCCCGGCUCUGCCUUCCUUCCUAGGAAAGAGGCAUCGAGGCUCCCCGGGAGCUGGCGAGGGGCCCCAGCAGCUUCAUUCCCCUGGGAGAGAUGUUCCUCCUCAGGCAGAGAUAGCGCCGUGGUUUCGUCACCGCGCUGGGGGCUUGGCCCCCAUCUCCUCCCCUGCGCUCCAGAGCCCAAACAAACAACCCAACCCACAGGCUGAGCUGGACGGGCGGUGUGGGAUCUGGCAUGGAAACCCCCCAACACCCUCAGCCCCCCAGGGCUGGGAGCGGGGAGAAGGGCGGCGGGGGCCAUCGGCGGUGCCCGUUCCGGAGGCGGGGCACUUCCAGUGGGAUCGCGCAGGAAGGUGGGGAGAGCAGCCUGCACCAGCUCCUCCAGGCCUUGGUCUCGGCAGGCAGGGUGGAUCACGUCGCCAUGGUCAUGGGGCUGCACCCCCAGUACCUCAGCAGCUUCUGGAAGACCCAGUACCUCCUGCUGCGCAUGGACGGGCCCCUGCCCUACCACAAGCGCCACUACAUCGCCAUCAUGGCAGCAGCCCGGCACCGCUGCUCCUACCUGGUGGGCUUGCACAUGGGGGAGUUCCUGCAAGUGGGGGGCGACCCUGCCUGGCUGCGGGGGCUGCACUGCGCCCCCCAAAAACUCCGCAACCUCAAUGAGAUCAACAAGCUGCUGGCGCACCGGCCCUGGCUCGUCACCAAGGAGCACAUCGAGGCUCUGCUGAAGCCAGGGGAGGACAGCUGGUCGCUGGCAGAGCUGGUGCAGGCGCUGGUGCUCCUCACACACUACCACUCGCUCGCGUCCUUUGUCUUCGGCUGCGGCAUCAAACCCGAGGAGGAGCAGGAUGUGGAGAGCGGCUGCUGGGCCCCCUCACCCCACAGCGACAGCAGCCCUGCCUCUGAUGACACCCUGGGGGGCUCUGGGGGCACAGAUGCCAUGCAGGAGCUGGAGGUGCUGAUGGAGAGGAUGAAGGUGCUGCAGGAAAACCAGCUGGAGGAGGAAGGGGUCACACAGGAGGAGAUGGCGACGCGCUUCGAGCUGGAGAAGACCGAGAGUUUGCUGGUGCCUUCCUCAGAUAUUUUGGAUCCCUCCCUGCAGUCCAACAUCCGCUGCUUCCUGGAGGACCCUGAAUUCGGAUACAAGGACUUCACACGGAGGGGGGAGCAGGCUCCCCCCACUUUCCGUGCCCAGGAUUACACCUGGGAGGAUCACGGCUACUCGCUGAUCAACCGCCUGUACCCCGAGGUGGGGCAGCUCCUGGAUGAGAAGUUCCAGGUGGUUUACAACCUGACCUAUAACACCAUUGCCAUGCACUGUGGCGUGGACACCUCCAUGCUGCGCCGCGCCAUCUGGAACUACGUCCACUGCGUCUUCGGCAUCCGCUACGACGACUACGACUAUGGGGAGGUGAACCAGCUCCUGGAGCGCAACCUAAAGAUCUACAUCAAGACAGUGGCCUGCUACCCGGAGAAGACGACCAAGCAGAUCUACACGCAGUUCUGGAGGCACUUCAAACACUCGGAGAAGGUGCACGUCAACCUGCUCCUGCUGGAGGCGCGGAUGCAGGCGGCUCUGCUCUACGCCCUCAGGGCUGUCACCCGCUACAUGACCUGAGCUGCCUCUGCUCUCUCCUCCUCUCCUCCUCCUGCCCUGGCCGUGUGGGAAAGGCCAGGGGGGGCAGCUGGUAUCCUCAAAAUUGGUCUCAGAGUAUUUGUCUCCCUGCUAAACGGGCUUAGAGCUGUGGAGGUGAAGCGGGAGCUUCCCUGCGCUUUCUCCCAGGAGAAGGGGAGCCCUCAAGGAGCUGUCAGUGCUGGGAAGACCCCGAAGCGCUGCGCUGGGCUUGGCAGAGCUGCGGGUGCCCUGCUGCUCUGUGCCUUUUUGGGGUUAGCCUGAGUGACGCCAAACUGGGCUGGCUGUGGGUGCGGUGCUGGUGCCAAGGCUGCCACUGAGGAGGACUAUCCCCCUGCCAGAGAUGGCCAGAGGAUGUCACGGGCUUCAUCCCCUGCUUUUUGGGUCCCGCUGUGCUGGGAGACACAGCUGCUGCUGGGGGUGCUGCCCAGGCACCCCCUCCCCGCUUUUCUGCCUCAUCCCCUGCAGUUUGGGAUGUGAAGUGCCUUUAACCUAAGUGCCAGGGCAGGGAAAGGGAAAGGGCAGGAAUAACCUGAGUGUGUUUUACACCUUUUUGCAUUGUUUUCCAACCACUGGCACUGGCACACCUCCACUAAAGCCUCAGCUUUAGGGGCUGAGGUGGGGAGCUGUGCUGGGGCAUGAGGCUCCCUCAGCCCCUCUCCUGCUGUGAGGGUGGCAGGGUGGGAUGGGGUGACCAUGGCUUUAUCCAGACAUCCCACAGCAUCCCAGCAGCACAGGCUGCCGUGGAGGUGCCCGUUGGGAAGCAGCAUCCAGGGCAAGCAGCAUCGCCACCCUUGGUUUGGCUGUUGAAUCAUAGCUCCAGUUAAGUUAUUUUCUACUUUCUUUUUUUUUUUUUUUUGUAUAUUAACUAGGCAUGAAAAUGCCUCUGUAAUUUUGCUAUUUAUCUUGUUUGAAAAAGAAAUAAAAUAGUUCUUUUUUUAAAA
Hirundo rustica (Barn swallow) is the source of this 4862-nucleotide messenger RNA. It is a transcript of the gene SESN2, whose product is annotated as sestrin 2. NCBI's taxonomy places the organism in Eukaryota, Metazoa, Chordata, Aves, Passeriformes, Hirundinidae. Bases 2521 to 3903 code for a protein of 460 amino acids. The transcript has 10 exons. Gene Ontology annotation, biological process: cellular response to L-leucine; cellular response to leucine starvation; positive regulation of macroautophagy. Gene Ontology annotation, cellular component: nucleus. Gene Ontology annotation, molecular function: L-leucine binding; oxidoreductase activity, acting on peroxide as acceptor. The record is from RefSeq and is a predicted model, not a curated record.